AUGAAAUCGACUUUAGUUUCUUCAGCACCGAGAGCUUGUUAUGGGUGUGGCCAGCAAGGCUAUUUGAUUCGAGACUGUCCGAAUCAAGGAGCAGGCACCGGUAGUGGUAGAGAGUCACAGCAGAGACAGUCACAGUCGGCUACAGCGCAGUCAGGUUGGCAGUUCACAGGCACAGGCGCCACAGGGGCGUGUCUUUGCACUUGCACAGACUGCUGCAUCUUCUGGUCGAUCAGUUCUCUGAGAGUUGUGAGGGAUUGCUCCAACGUGAUAGUUGUGCGAACUUUCGUGUUUGAUCUCAUCCUACUGGAGAUGACUAGCUUUGACGUCAUUCUUGGGAUGGAUUGGCUAGCUUCAUUUCAUGCUACGAUUGAUUGUUUUAGAGGAAGAGUUACAGUUUGCACUCCUGAGGAAGGUUGUUUCUUUUUCGUGGGAGAUCGGAGUGAUUCCCACACUUUAUCGUUUUAUGGAAUUCGUAAACGGAGUCGUGGUGAUUACUUCUUGGCUAGUCUUUUAGCCGAACAUGAUGAUGUUGUGGAAAAGGAUUAUCCGGCAGUUGUUCGUGAUUUCUUGGAUGUUUUUCCAGAGGACUUGACAGAGUUGCCUCCACAUUGA
Messenger RNA from Cornus florida, 612 nucleotides. RefSeq lists its product as uncharacterized. Gene Ontology annotation, molecular function: nucleic acid binding; zinc ion binding. The coding region runs from base 1 to 612 and encodes 203 amino acids. The transcript is spliced from 3 exons. The record is from RefSeq and is a predicted model, not a curated record. Lineage: Eukaryota; Viridiplantae; Streptophyta; Magnoliopsida; Cornales; Cornaceae.